This is a messenger RNA of Suillus subaureus, 543 nucleotides long. RefSeq lists its product as uncharacterized. Bases 1 to 543 code for a protein of 180 amino acids. The transcript has 6 exons. The record is from RefSeq and is a predicted model, not a curated record. NCBI's taxonomy places the organism in Eukaryota, Fungi, Basidiomycota, Agaricomycetes, Boletales, Suillaceae.
AUGGCAGCACCAUCAAACGAAGUACUUUCGUGGACCAGCCAGGAUCCGCGAGAGAGCCAACUCUUUAACGCCUGGGGUGUUGUCUAUCGUUUUGCGACUGUAGUAGCCCCUAGUGGGCAGAGUACUACUACCCUCUGGCGAGCGGUACGGGCUAACAAGGAAGACCGCGUCGCAAAAUUGGAAUGGGCAUCGAAUGGCGGCCUCGGCCGUGCAGUGAUCGGCAAGAAUACAGUUCCGAUGUCCGACUUGGUUCGCCCGGAUCCACGCUACCCGGGUGCACGCAUAUUCAACGCACCCGAUGGUCUAACAUACCGCUGGCGGCAGACCCCCGGUUCCGCUGAUGUCGUACUGGAAGAUUCCGCUGGAAAUAUCGUUGCAGUCUUCCGGCCUACACGACCAACGCGUUAUCAAAUUGGGGAUGUCUAUGGUGAGCUCCACUUUCUGCGAAAUGCCGGGGCAGCUACUAUCAUGCAUCCCCCAAUCAUGGACACGGUCACCGUGACCGCCAUGUUAUACCGAUUUUGCCAGGCAUUUGGUCUUUGA